CGGGUGACAGGCCGCGGUUGGGUCGACAAAGAGGGGUCGAUUCAUCUGCCCACCUUCAAAAACUUCAAGUCGUCGUCUCCCUCGUUUAAUCCUGAAGUCUUGUCGCUUAACAUUUCUUCAGCAAGAAGUUAUCCCAGGGUCUUGGCUUACAUCUGAACCCACUCAGCAACGCGUCCGAGUACGACAUAUUGCUACCAUGGCUGCUGCACCCGAGGAGCAUCCCGAGGAAUUCCUCGUCGCUGAUGACGAAAUCUCUGACAGCGAGGUGGAUCUCGAAAGUCUUCGCUCAGAAACCACAAGUGUGAAAAGCUCAAUCCUCGAGUAUCGGAUAGAGAAUGGCAGGUCGUAUCAUAAGUACAAGGACGGCAAAUAUGCCUUUCCCAACGACGACCAAGAGAAUGAGAGACUCGAUAUGCAGAGCGAGAUCUGUAAUCUCACCUUUCAUGGCAAGAUGGGAUUUGCGCCGCCUGCGGAGGAAGGCGCCAAUGUUGGGCGCAUCCUGGAUCUUGGCACAGGAACUGGGCUAUGGGCCAUAGACUAUGGUGAUCAACACCCCGAAACAGAGGUUUUAGGCGUUGAUCUCUCGCCAAUUCAGCCAAGAGACGUCCCGCCGAACGUCCACUUUGAGGUCGAUGAUGUUGAAGAGGACUGGCUCUACUCGAGACCUUUUGAUUACAUUCACAUCCGCUUCCUGAAUGGUUCGAUUGCCGAUUGGAAAAAGCUGGUCACUAAGGCCUACGACAAUCUUGUUCCUGGUGGCUACUUCGAGAUUCAGGAAAACGAUUUUGUUUUCACCUCUGAUGAUGAAACUCUGGCACCCAAGGCACCUCUCGCUGAGUUCGGCAGAUUGGUUCGGGAAGCCGCCGCAAAGUUCGGACGUGCCUUCGUUCCCUGUCCCGAAUUGAAAGACAUCUUGACCGAGGUCGGCUUCGAGGACGUCGUUCUCGACAAGUUCAAGUGGCCCUCUAACCCCUGGCCCAAAGACCCUUAUCAUAAGACGAUUGGCCAGUGGAAUUAUCACAAUUUUGUGGACGCUGCAGAGGCUCUGGCUCUAGCCCCUCUGACGCGCGCACACGACUGGACUAAAGAAGAAGUUCAGAUAUUCCUCAUUGACGUCCGGAAGGAUAUGAGAAACCCCAAAGUACACUCGUACAUGCCGAUCUACACUAUUGUUGGCAGAAAGCCUUUGAAGAAGGAUGCCCCUGCUGCACCUCAAGCUUAGAAAAUAUUGAUAUAGCCGAGAGUUGAAGGGGAUCAAGGUGCCAAGGACGACCGUCGACGACGAGCGGGUAGAAGUGAGUCGACUGGGCGGGGUGAGCGCCCCAACAAUGCACAUCGAUACUAGAUUUCCGAUACCAACACCAUUGUCCGAUGAGAUUUCCGCACUUGGCCAAGCUCCUUUCUUACCGAGACUGGGCAUAGUGACUGAGCUAUCGAAAACUCGUAAACAUGGAUGAGGGUUUGGCGCACCGCGGACACGGGACGGCUUCCGAUAGUGGGCAGUCCAGAUUUUGCGGUUGCAGGGGUUGAAUGACUGAAGUGGCAAGUGGUUAGAUCGCGGGAUGCUGUUGGAAGUUGUCUUCACAUGCCCAUGUCGCAUUCUUUGUCUCUUCAUUCGACC
Molecule: messenger RNA, 1621 nt
Organism: Colletotrichum scovillei
Lineage: Eukaryota; Fungi; Ascomycota; Sordariomycetes; Glomerellales; Glomerellaceae
Product: UMTA protein
Exons: 8
Coding region: 197-1222 (341 amino acids)
Molecular function (GO): methyltransferase activity
Source: RefSeq, a predicted model, not a curated record